AUUCAAACAAAUAUAGUAAUGGAGAACAAGACUAAUCACAACCAACAUUUACCAAUUAUAAACUCCUUCAGCAUCAGUGUAGUUUAAAUGUGAGUGUGGGUGGGCACGAACAGAUGGCACAGGUGAAGCUGAUGUUGGCCUCUCUGUCCACAAUGAUGUCACAUGGUUUCAAGAGCAGUAAGCAGGACUUCACCUUUGGACCAUGGAAAGUGACUGCUGCGAAAAACCACAUCAUGAAAUCCAAAGACAUUGAACGGUUAGCUGAAGAGAUGAGCAUGCCCCUUCCAGAGAUGCUGUUUGGGGACAACAUCCUGCGCAUCCAUCACACAGAUGGCUACGGAAUUGAAUUCAAUGCCGUCGAUGCCCUUAAGAGAGUUAACAACAUGGAGGAUGCUGUCAAGGUGGCCUGUGCUCAGGAAUGGCAGGAGAGCAGAGCUGAUUCUGAACACUCCAAAGAGGUGGUGAGACCUUAUGACUGGACGUACACCACAGACUACAGAGGCACUCUGAUAGGAGAGGGUGUGCAGAUACAGGUGACUGAGACGGCAGAACGUAUCAACAUGGAGAAGCUGAAGGCUCGGGAACAGAUCAUGUUCUUUGAUGACGUACUACUGUUCGAGGACGAGCUUCAUGACCACGGAGUCUCAAUGAUCAGUGUCAAAAUUAGGGUGAUGCCCACCAGUUUCUUCCUGUUGUUGCGCUUCUUCCUACGAGUGGACGGAGUGCUGAUUAGAAUAAAUGACACACGACUGUAUCAUGAGGCUGGGAAGAAUUACAUGCUACGAGAGUUCAGCACAAGGGAAAGCAAAAUAUCAGAACUGAAGAAUGUCCCUGCUUCUCUCUACACUGAUCCCAAUGAGAUUGCCCAGCAUUUAACCCUGAAGCUGACAGUGUGUGAGAAGCUGGAGCUUCCUGUAAUAGAGCCUCAGACAGCUGCUGAUGAAGCCCCUCAGUGACCAACAUACUACAAGGUCCACAUUGAUGCUCUGCAUGAUGAAAAACAAGAAUAGUAGUCUUAAACCACACCCUUCAUUUUACAGUAUCAUAAUCAUCGAUCUCUCCUUCAAAAAUCCGAGGAAUCGUUUUUACAUGAAUAGUUUUUAUAUGUGGCCACUAUGAUGGUGUGUUCUCAAAAUGAUGCACUGUUAGACAGAAUCUUUUACCCCAGUUAACCACACUUUGCUCUAACAUCUGGCUUUAAUUUUUGAUUUGAACUGAUUUCUAUUUUAUUUUUCAGUGUCAACUUAACAUUGUGUGUUUAAGACAGUUGUUAGUAUGUCACUACUGUAUUUGUAAAAAGCUACGCAAAACAAUAAAAAAGUUGUCACGAA
This is a messenger RNA of Seriola dumerili (greater amberjack), 1331 nucleotides long. It is a transcript of the gene tiprl, whose product is annotated as TOR signaling pathway regulator. Bases 114 to 956 code for a protein of 280 amino acids. The record is from RefSeq and is a predicted model, not a curated record. Gene Ontology annotation, biological process: TOR signaling. Gene Ontology annotation, cellular component: cytosol. Lineage: Eukaryota; Metazoa; Chordata; Actinopteri; Carangiformes; Carangidae. The transcript has 8 exons.